GGCGGCCUGGGAGGCGCGCGCCGGCGACGUCACAUGGGUGGGUGCGUGCGCACGCUGUCCUCUCCACGAUUUGAUUCUGGAGCACAACAAGACAGGGAAGGGGGGGGGGAGCGCGCCCAUGGCUUCGCUCGGUGACUGAUUGACGGACUGACUGGGACGGAGACAGGCCCCGGAUGGCGGGAAGCGCCGAGGAAGACUCCGAACAAGUAUGACCAACAUGAAAGAAAAUCAAUUCGCACUGUGAAUAUGGAGAAUUUUGUAGAAAUUUCAUCACUUCCCAAAACUGGGAAGCAAUCAAUCAGAUUAGGAAACCAGAAUGGUGGAACAGUUCCAGGUGCUGCACCUGCUCUUUAUGUCCUUGUAAAACAAAGUACAGGAAAAUCUGACCAGGGAAAUUCGGUUUCAAAUCAAGAUGACUGUGGUCUUCCCAGUAGUGCAGCACAACCAGUGUCUAAAGCAAAGAAAUACCUUCCAGCUGAGUGCACCUCAGGAAACGUUACCGUUACCUUGGACAACAGCAAUAUGUGGAAUGAGUUUUACCAUCGUAACACUGAAAUGGUGCUGACUAAACAGGGAAGACGAAUGUUUCCGUAUUGUCGAUACUGGGUAAGAGGUCUGGAAUCCAAUUUGAAGUAUAUCCUGGUAAUGGAUAUUUCUCCAGUUGACAAUUUUCGCUAUAAGUGGAAUGGCAAUAAUUGGGAGCCCAGUGGGAAAGCAGAACCUCAUGUCCUAGGAAGAGUUUUUAUUCACCCAGAAUCCCCUUCUACAGGAUAUUAUUGGAUGCGCCAACCUGUUUCUUUCUACAAACUGAAAGUAACUAAUAAUACCUUGGACCAGGAAGGCCAUAUCAUUCUACACUCUAUGCACCGCUAUCUACCUCGGUUACACCUUGUGCCUGCUGAACAAGCCACAGAAGUAAUCCAGCUGAAUGGUCCUGAUGUCCAUACUUUCACUUUUCCACAGACAGAGUUUUUUGCUGUGACUGCCUACCAAAACAUCCAAAUUACACAACUAAAAAUAGACUAUAACCCAUUUGCCAAAGGAUUUAGAGAUGAUGGCCUGAGCAGUAGACUUCAGCGUGAUACAAAGCAAAACGAUAGAUCAGAACAGGAAGGAAGUAGUUUAACUAAUUCUCCCAGCAAUUAUAAACAUCCCAAUGAAGGUGAUAUUUUGGAUCCAGAGCAGCAAGGUCUAGAUACAUCAUUUCAUGAUAUGUAUAACCCUGAUUUGGAGAGAGAUUCACUCAGCCCAUAUCAUGAUUCCCUGGGUUUUAUGGAGACAGACAUCCAUGGAUGUGAUAUCCCAUCAUUAAAGCAGGAGGCAUCUGAAAGUCCAAUAGCUAGCCCUUGUGAAAACAUCACUUGUGUGGCAUCCCUCUUACAGUCAAAUGGAGACAUUAGUGCUGUGGUUAAGGAGGAACCAGAAGAUGACUAUGAUUAUGGACCAAAUGUUUCUGUGGAAGGGAUAAGUGUGAAGCAGGAAGACGAAGAUGAUAUAUCAGAGGACUAUCUCAACAGCAGUGAUUCUUUGCUAGAGCAGCAGCUGAAGAAACACAAACAGGAAACUGAAUCCCAUAAGCGACCCCAUGAUAGUCAGUUGGGUGUUGCCAGAGCAAAAAUGUCAAAGUUGGAUAGUGGGAAGAUGCCUGUAGUGUACUUAGAACCCUGUGCAGUCACUAGAGACACAGUAAAAGUCUCCACUCUUUCACCAGUCAUUGUGUCAUCUAAGAGUGAACAGUCUUCUUUGAGCAAUUCAGUGGAAUCCUUUUCUACUUGUUUUGAAAAUAGUUUUAUCACCAAUCAGUUUUCAGCUAUGAAAGCAAGGGAAAUAACAACUGGAAAACAGAUAUCUGGAGAUAACGUGUUGCAAAGAUGUUCUUUAGUAGGAGAUAUGCUCUGGGAAAAUACUGAAACUUCAAGCAGUUUUGCCGAAGCAAGUAAGGUGCCUAAUUGUAAUAUAAAGACAUCUUCAUAUAGUGACCCUUUGUUAGCAAAAGUUAAGUCCACUGGAGAAAAGAUAAAUGCAAUAGAGAAUAUUUCCUGCAAGAAUAUUACUGGUAACAAAAACCUUGAGUUGCCUGCCCCACGCAAAAGAGGAAGACCCCGGAAAAUAAAGCACCUACGAGUUGGAAGACCACCUAAAUGCACUGGAAGGUUGAUCACAACUGGUUAUGCUUCUUUUGGACCUGAUGGCAAUCAUUUGAAUGUUAAUCCCGAUCUUGUGGAUGUGGAUGGAGUACUCUUUGUAUCCUUUGCAUCCAAGGAGGCUCUCGAUAUCCACAGUGUGAAAAGAGCUGAAGAAAAACAAUUGAAAAAUGGGCAGACUGCUUCACUGACUUCAUGUGAUCAGUGUGUUGAUCCAGGCAACAGUGAGGCUUAUGUUGGUGGUCAAAUGAUACAACAGCUGGAAAAAGAAUUAUUGGAAGAUUUGAAGUCUUUAAAGUACAGACAGGUGAUACAUCCUAGCCUUCGAGAAGUGGGGCUAAAGCUGAAUUUUGUGGACCCAGCAAUGAGCAUUGAUCUAAAAUAUUUGGGUGUGCAGCUACCAUUGAGUUAUUCAGAUGACUAUACUUCCUGGAAGAAUUUGAGAGACAGUUCAACUUCUUCUGAUGCUGGGCUUCCUUUUGUUUCCAGGACUGGCAAGACAAAUGAUUUCACAAAAAUUAAGGGGUGGCGUGGAAAGUUACAUAGUUCUUCAAAAUCUGAAGGUAUCCUAAUAGAAGGCUCCUUGAAGAACCGGUCUGCCUUUUGCAGUGAUAAACUUGAUGAGUACUUAGAAAAUGAAGGGAAGUUGUUGGAAACAAGCAUGGGUUUAUCACCAGGAACUUCCAGUUCUCCUGUGGUUUAUCAGCUUCCAACUAAAAGUACUAGUUAUGUCAGAACAUUAGAUAGUGUUCUGAAAAAGCAAUCCACAGUUACUACUUCUAGCUCUUGUACUCUCACAUCUCUUUCUGUGCCUUAUGUCAGCAAAAAGAAGCGACAAAAAUUAAAAAACAGAAAAAACACUGUGCCUAGAAGCAAAGAAAAGUCGCCUGCAAAAUCUGUAAUCUCUGUAGGAAAGGAAAAAGGUAACAUAUCCAACUUGGAAGAGAAAGUCACCAAAACCCAGCCCAGUAGACAAGGAGUAAAUGAAAUAGAACCCCACAUAGUGCCAACCACAGAAGAAAGCAUGCAGGUGAAACACAUCACUGUGCAUCAACCACUUCAGAGUAGUCGUUUGCCAAGUUUAUCCAAAACGCAGUUGAAGCUGAUGGAUUUGGAGGAUUGUGCAUUGUGGGAUGGUAAGCCACGGACCUAUAUUACUGAAGAACGAGCAGACUUAUCUUUGACAACAUUGCUCACUGCUCAGGCAUCACUAAAGAACAAGCCUAUCCAUAAAAUAAUGAAAAGACGAGCCCCACCAUGCAACAAUGACUUUUGCCGGCUUGGAUGUAUCUGUUCUAGUUUAUCUCUUGAGAAGCGUCAGCCUGCACACUGCCGCAAGCCAGACUGUAUGUUUGGUUGCACUUGCCUAAAGAGAAAGGUGGUCUUAGUUAAAGGAAGCUCCAAGAAGAAAAAGAUUCUGGAGAAGCCUCUGCAGGGAAGGCAUAUGUUGCCUUGUGGAAAAAAGGUUGACCAGCAAGAGCAGGACAUUGAAAAAGAGAAGGAAGAAGAAAAAAUGAAUGGAAAAGAUAAGAAGAAAGAAAACAUGCAAUAUACUUUCUGUGAUAGAGAGCCAGAGAAGACUGUUAAGAAAAACUUUCCAUUGUGGGUAAAAGUAGAUGGAGAAUUGGACCCUGAACCAGUUUAUAUUCCAACACCAUCAGCUGUAGAGUCAACAAAACCUGUGACACCACCGAGUCUAGAGGUCUUACCAUCUGAUGACAAACCUCCAGCCAAUGAAGUCAAGCUUGUAACUGGAGGACUCAAGUCAUCACGCGUGUACACACCUAGACCCAAUCCUGUGAUUCGAGAGGAAGAUAAGGAUCCUGUUUAUUUAUAUUUUGAAAGCAUGAUGACUUGUGCUCGCAUUCGAGUAUAUACACGCAAGGUGCAGGAGAAAAGGCAGCACCAAAAGUGUCCUCCAAGUUCUGAGGAACACAUUGAAAAGGAGCAUCAUCCUGAGGUUCAGCCCACCAAAAUAGAAAAGGAUAAAGAGCCUGGAGCUAGAGCUCCUGCCUUGAACUUAGCUUCGAAGUCCUUAGGAACCUCAAGUCCCGGAGUGAAGAACAGUGGGCUUUCCUGUGGUGCUGACAAUACAUCCACUUCUUAUGUACACCAUACCACUCCAGAUGGAAUAACCAAGCUGGUUGAGAUUAUUUCUGACUGCAAAUGGGAAGAGGAUCGCAAUGAGAUCUUGAAUAUCUUAUCAGAACAUAUGAAGAAUAAGCUGCCAAAAUCCCUCGAAGUAGGAAAUUUUGUUAUUGAUUUAGAAGCUGAAAGCAAAACCUGUGAUGAGAAAAACAUUCCCAUUUAUUCUUCCCGGGUGAAAAUCUCCAUGCUGUCCUCCAAAAACAAGAGUGAAAAGGCCCAAAUUGCUGUUUCUGAGCCUUCUGAUAAUAAUUCGUCAACAUGCAAAAAGACAGAAAAGAAAAUACCGUUAACACCUGCCAUGUUACGGGAACAGAGAAAAAAAGGUUUACCUUUUUACGCAAGCCUUUCUCCUGCAGGAAAACUGCUUGCUUACCCACGCAAAUCAGGUUGGAGCCGUACAACUUUAGUUCAGGUUAAUGGUAAAAACUAUCCUCAGGCCAGACUGCUUUUGGGACAAAUGGGAGCACUGCAUCCAGCUAGUCGACUAGCUGCUUAUCUCACAGGCAGGUUGCGCCCAGCGAUGCUUGAUCUCUCAACAAUCAGUACAGUCGUAUCCAAAGUGGCCUCCAGUACAAAAGUGUCUGCUCCUGAGUCAAAGACAGCUGAGGUGCCCACAUCAGAAACUUCAAAAAUAAUGCUUUUAGAUAACACUGGAUUGAAUUCUACAGUAACAUCACCAAACACUCAUGCCUCAACGCAGAGACAAAUAGUUUCAUCGACAACUGGAUCCAUAGCCACAGUCUCUACGCCAACUUCACCAAGUGGCUCUGUUGGUUCUACGUCCUCAGGAAUUCACAGAAGUCCAUUAUCAAAUGAAAAAUCAGGCAAUUUGAGCCCACCAAGUUUCUCUCCUGGAGGAGAGAAACGUAUGGGACCACGGCUACUUCUGAUUCCAGUAAACCCAGGUUCUUCUACUUUGCGACCUCAAAAUAUGCAGCUUGGUCAAGGGAAGAAAAUGAUUUUGCAGCCUAUAAGGAAUCCUGGAGGCACUAAUCUCUACCGACAUCCCAACGGCCAGAUUAUCCAGCUUGUUCCCUUGCAUCAGCUUCAAACUACAGGAUCCCAGCCCAAUUUAUCACCUGUAAUGUUCCGUAACUCAGGAUCUGUUGUGGGAAUCAGGUUGCCCACACCCACUAAGCCACCUGAAACAUCUGUGUGUCCAUCCCCUUCUGAUUCAGUUGUAACUCCAACUACCACAACUGCUCCAGUUUUGUCUGCGAUUCCCACUUUUUCUGAACUCAAAACUACAGAGACCACUUCUCUUUUGCCUGGAACCUUAACCAACACACCCACUUCACCAUUACCCAGUACAACUUCCACUGAAGAUCCUUCAUCAUGUCUGUCCCCUGCUGUUGUUUCCACACCUCCUACCAUUGAAGCUGCUUCACUUUUAUCCAUGCCCAGUACUUCUGAUACAUUCUCAUUGUCUAUAUCCUCUCCACCUACAGUUGUUGCUUCUACAGCUGAAGGCCUUUCAGUUGUGUCUUCACCCCCAAGCAGUAGUGCACCUGAACCACCUCCCAUUGUAUCUACAUCUUCUCCAACUGAGGCCCUUUCUGCUCUGUCCAAGCCGCCUACAACUGAGAGCUUUACAGCAUUAUCUGCAUCUAGUACUACUGCUUCUCCUUUAAUUCUGCCCACCACUGAUGCGCCCACCACUGAUGCGCACUCUGUCUUGCCCGAGUCUACCACCACUGAGGGAUCUUCAGUUUCACCUGUGUUCCCUACUUCUCAGGACCCAUCUACUUUGCCUGAGUCUGCUGCAACUGAGGAAAUGGGUGUGCCUCCUGUGGCUGAUGUUCCUGUGGUGUUAGCUGUGUCAUCUUCUGCCACACCUGUUCUCUGUAACACUGAGGCCCUUUCUAGUUUAUCAGCAUCUACCAAAAACUGUACAUUGAAGGCUACUACUUCUGUACCUGUAUGUUCUGUUUCAGCUACCCAAACAGCACCUGCCAUUUCAUCAGUAUUUGUUCCUGGAACUCUGACUUUGAGAAUUUCUCCUUCGGGAAUAAAAAGUAUUCCUAUUCAGAUGAGUCCAGAUUCUAAAAUAAAAUGUAGCUGUAGUGGGCAACCAAGCACUGCAGAUAAUCUGUCUCUUCAAUCUGACAGUUUUGCCUUACUUCAGUUUCCAGGGAAGAAACAAGUUGUCCACACUGAGAUUAAGAAUGAUACAUUCAGUACUGUUAAACUAGAUGAAAAUGUAACAUGUUCACAAGUUAAAGGAACUGUGGAGUCAAAAGAAAAUAAGCGGGUAGCCAGUCAACCAGAGUCUUGUUCUAAAUAUGUUAAAUGUGACCAGAAUGGUGCUAUCGUACAAAGAGCCAACACAUAUGCAGAAAUCAAUCUACAGUUAUCAAAGGAUGCUGCUGUAUCAUCAGAUCCUACCUAUGUGUGUGAGAACAAAAUGUAUGAGGAAAAAGAAGUGACCAUUAAAAGCAAGCAUGUUAAAUAUCCCGAAGAUACUGAAGACAAAGUUUCACAUAGUUUUGAGACUGGGCCCGAGUGUGGCAGUCAGACUGCCAUGAAUUCUACAAAGAAGAUUAAAACUUUUAUGUGUGGAACUCAAGGUCUGGUACAACUACAGAGAAACAUGAAGGAAAAGGAUAAUUAUGUAAUAGUGGAGAAGAAAAGAGAAGAACAGAGAGAGAGGCCUAGCGUCAAUAUUGUUAAAGGUCAUGAUAAUACAUCAGCAAACAAAAACUUGGAUAACCAUCAGAAAUUUUUAUCUAAAAGAAAUACUGGUUCUCAAGAGAGUGAUAACACUACUGGGCAUAAUCAAGAAGAAAGCCAAACAACUAAACUUAUUCAAAUAAGCAACAUAUCUAGGCAGUUGGUUGCUUUGGAAAACAAAACUAAUAUGGAUGCCAAUAAGAAUGCUAAAUACCUUCGACAGAAUACUCUAGAAACCAGCUACCACCGAAAGGUUUCUUCACCCAUUAUUGAUAUUACCACGGAUGAUUCAGAAAAAGAUGAAAAAACAGAUGAUUCAGCAGAUGAGAUGGCUGAUGAAGUAUCUGGUUAUCAGAGUGAAGAUGUGAAUGUUGAAACAAUGGAUGAAAGUGAAUCCAGUGGAGUUGAGGAGAAUGUGGACAUUGAGACUGUAGAAGAACUUAAAGAGAAAUUUAAUAUAGCUCGCCUGAAAUCUAUAGCUGCGCAUGUUGCACAGUCCAAGCAAUUGCACCUUGUUCGUGACUCUUCUGCUCAAACGACUGCCUCAGCUGCUAAGCUGUCUGAGUCCUCAAACAAAAAGCCAAAGAAUACAGAAAAGGUCUUUUCUUCCUACCGCCAAACACACACAGCAAAUGAACGACGCCGUCGGAAGGAAAUGAGGGGGCUCUUUGAAAAUUUGAAGGAAACUUUGGGAUUACAGUCUUUCCCCAAAGUGUCCAAAUGCUUCCUCCUCAAACAAGCCUUUGAUGAAAUCCAGGGACUAACAGAUCAGGCAGAUAAACUAAAAGGUCAGAAAAACCUAUUGAUGCGCAAGCAAGAGACCUUGAUUCGUAAAGUUUCUACACUUUCAGGCAAGACCCAGGAAGUAGUCUUGAAGAAGCUAGAAUACAUUUAUGCCAAACAGAAAGCGGUAGAACAAAAAACGAAGCAAAAUAAGCAAGAAAAGCCUACAGCAACUUGCGAAACUACUGAAACUGCUAAACCUUCUGUGGAAGACAGUUCUUCUUCUCCAGAUAAAGACAUGAAACCGGUGAUUGUUUCAACCAGGCGUACAAAACCACUGAUUCUUUCCAGGAAAGGAAGUUAUGUCACAGGAGAUGCAUCUUCUCAUGUGACUUUAACAAAUGCAAGUCUAGUAAUGACUGCAACUGGCCAGGUUCUUGCCUUAAAGAGUCCCUUAGUGUCCGGACAGUUUGCUUCCUUCCCCCUGCAAACUGAACUCAAGUCGGAAAUUGAUAGCGCUAAUGGGACAACACAGCCAGGUGUUGCUUCUGUGAUGAUUCAGUUGCCAAGCUCAGCAGUACCAGUGCAAGUGAAAGGCAUCUUCCCUGCUGCUACACUUCCUAUUGCACUGUCUUCUGUGGCUGGUAACAAUGCCACUGCAGUUGCCCAGAAAACUCCAGAGCUUACAUCAGAAAAUGAAGAUUCUUUCAUGAUGCCCCGGAUAGUAAAUGUGACAUCCCUUGCUACCAAAGAAGAUGCAAGUUUAAACCCGGAUAUAAAGAAGAAUUCCCGUGUUACACUGCAGGCUGAUUCUCGGGAAUCAGAACCUUCCUUUCAAGUAGUAUCACAGGUAACAACCAAAUUUCUCUCUGAAGAAAAACGCCAAGCUUCUUCUGGAAAAGGGCAAAAUGCCACUCGAACAGCACAAGAUUUUCUUGGGAGAAAAGGUAGUUUUCCUCAAAUAGUCAGUGUGUCUAGUUUAAAGGGAUCCUCGGCAUCUUAUACAACAGAAGUCAACGUUGAAGAGUUUUCUGGCAUUAAGAAAAGAGUAAAACUGACAGGGAAGGGAAAUGAUUGUCAGAUGUCAAAUAAUUCCACAUUCCAAAAACUUCCGGUACCCAGGAAUUCUGGAUUAGAAACAGAACUGCAGAAAGUAGCUUCUGCAAUACAUGAAUCAGCCCUGGAUGCAAAUGACUUGAUAGAUGUAGAGAGUGACGAUACAGAUGAAACUCUCACUUCGCUUCUCAAUGAAAUUGCAUUUCUCAAUCAGCAGUUGAAUGACGAUGUCUCUGACAUGGCUGACCUUCCAAAUUCCUUAAGUUCUGGCUUUUCUCUAAAAGAUAUGGAAAGUCGUCAGGAAUUAGCAACUGGAGGUGCUUCUUCUUUUCAAUUUGGUGCAGUGGAUAGGAGCUUUAAAGACCCUUCUGGCGUCCGAGAGAGUUCUGGUUCCAUAACUCCUCUCUUGCUUCACUUGAGUGAUGAUGAUCUACCUGAAGGUAACAGGAACUCAGGAGGGGCUUCAGUUCAGUCUGACACUUUGAUCAUGUUAGGAUCUGAAGUAAAGAACUCACAUCCUGACCUAAGAACAGAAAAUAGAGAUGGAAGUAGGAAAAAUGUGGGAUCCCUGACAAGGACGAGAAGUGUGUCACCUCCCAUUCUGCAGAUGAAAACUAACCUAGAUGCGUCCACCUCAGACAUGGCAUGGAGACCCAUGCCCAAAUUGGCACCACUUGGCUUAAAAACUGUUACCUUUUCAUUAGAUUCUGAAGGACACAACACCAAGACGAUGCCUUUGUUGGCACCUGUUUCUGCGAAAGAGAUGAAAACCACAGAACCAAUGAGUGGUCCAAAUCUGGAUCCUAAAGCAGUGCUCAUGUUAACCUCUGCAGCUAAAAAAUCAAAAUAGUAUUGUGGCAUACCUUUCCAUGCUUUUGUUAAUUUGUUUUGUAUUUAUUAGGACCUUUCGCAAUUAGUCUAGAUUAUUGAGCAUGUGGUGUACUCCAGCAUCCAUCUUUACAUGUGCAUAUAUUAUAACGUGUCCAUGUGAUUUAGAAGGCUGGGUGAAUAUUUGACUUCGACCUAGAAUAUCAAAAGAAAUGAGGAAGACACUAGCCAGAAAAUUACAAGGAUGCCCACUUUGGCUGUAAAUUCGUAGCACUCUUACAAAAAAUAUUUUAACAUGGUUUAGAAGAGCGAAUUGCCUUUUAGCAUGCCAGAGACAAUUCUAGUGAUAAAACAAUUGCUUAGCUCAUAUCCAAGAGAGAUUUUUGAAAGAUAGGAAAGUUGUCUUCGCUCUCCUUCUUUUUGUCUGACACAGUCACAUGAAGUAUGUUAUAAAAUUAAUUUUAAACAUGUUUUUAGCAUUUCAGAAAAUAUUCAGGAAUGUAAAUUAUUUGUAUGCAUAAUUCUUUCCAUAUUAUGAAUUCAGAAGCUCAAAAUAAGGCAGUUGAUGAGAUAUAUUUUGCUCUUGUAUAAUGUGCGUUAAUUAAAUAGUUUGAAGGUAAUCUUUUCACUUUUGAGCUGAUAAAUGUGAAGGGAAUUUCAAACUAUAAAACACUUUAUAUUUUUGUACAGAAUUUUCUUGUAAAUAUGUAAAGUAAUGAAACUUUCCAUCAAUGGAAAAAGGUGUGUGUGUGUGUGUGUGUGUGUGUGUGUGUGUGUGAAUGAUGUUACAAAAAAGAAUGCUUGUGAAACAUCCUAGUGAUCUGGUCAAUCACUGUUACAUGAUGUCUGAAAAUUGCUGCACUUCAUUUCAUUAUAGUAAGAUUUUUUCUAGGUUGUAUGAAGAAUGUAGACCUCCAUUCUUGUUUAGCAGAAAAUAUUAAGCUUCUCACCCCUUGUUCUGACUCAGUCAUAUUAGAAAUGCCUAUUUCCUGUGCCUAGGACUGAGAGAGGUACUGAACUUUUAAAUACGGAAACAGCCCUUCAGUUCCAUAGUGUUCAUGAAAGCCCCACUCAUUCCAACUGUGUGUAAGGGCCUUUCCACACAGCCCUAUAUCCCAGAAUAUCAAGGCAGAAAAUCCCACAACAUCUGCUUUGAACUGGGUUAUCCGAGUCCACACUCAGAUAAUGUGGGAUUUGCUGCCUUGAUAUUCUGGGAUAUAGGGCUUUGUGGAAGGGCCCUAAGUUGUCUAUAUUUAAAUGAAAUUACAUGUGAUAAGUACAGAGAUUAUACAGUGUAUUGCAUUAAUUCAAAGUAUAUAUGGCACUAACAGGAUUUUUAGCCCAUGCAGUUUUUACAUAAAGUUACAAGAAGUAUUUGGAGUCCCUCUGGUAGCAUUAUAUUCGUCUCCCCAAAAUCACUGUGUUUGUAGUUCUGCCCUCCACCUUUAAAAUCUUUGACUUCAUAAUUCUAUAAAGUACUGAAAAGAAUGUACAACAAAAUACAAAAUCCACAAAGCAGUCAUACCUAUUUUGGGCCAACUUCAAGGCAUAAAAUAAAUUAUGCAAACUUAUUGGCUUCAUCAUAAUAAAAAUCAUACAGGGGAAAAAAGUUGAUAGUGUUAAGAGCUGCAGUGAUUAAAAAAAACAAACAUGUUUUACUCUGCCACUAGAGACAUUUUCUUGUGCAUUUAAAUUUCAUGUAUUGAGUUUCCACUGCUUCACAAUAUCUAUUCAGUGCCUUAGGAUUUGGAAAGGAAACUAUUUUUAAAAAAUCAAAACUAAAUUCUGGUACAAGUGUCACAUUGAAUUGCUUUAGUAUAUUAAAAAUGAUGCUGUGUAUUUCUCUACAAGAUAAUUUAGGCAGCUAAUUCCCCUUCUUUAUUACAGUUAAACUGUCAGUACGCUACAAGCUUUAAAAAAAAGUUUCUGUAUAUUGUUUCUUCACUGCCUUGUGGUUAUAAUUUGCUUCAACUCAUCUGCAAAAUUGAAAAUAAUUACCAGGAGUCUAGCAAAGAGAUUCACUAUUAAAGACAACUUUUAACAAGUCAUUAUGUGUUCUGAAAGGUUGUGUGCUUUGUAACAUAACAAUGCACAGUGAAUAAUUGGGAGGAAAUGUUCUUUAUAAUUUUGUUUAUAAUGCUUUUCAUCUUACUGAAUCCUUUUCUUCUUACUACCUUUUCCCAUAUAGUCAAACUUUUCGUUCAUCACUUGAAUACUCAGUUUUAAUGUUUUUAGAAAUGCAAAAAAACUUCAAGCUAUAUUGUUUCAAAGGUAAUAUUGAAAAUUAAGUAUAUGCUGUUACAAAUAACAGUGCAAGACAAUGGAUUUUUAGUGGAAGACUUUGUAAUAAAAUGAUCAAUCAACACCCCUGUAGUGGGCAUACUUUCAUUUGACCAAGACUGGAUAUUUGAUUUUUUAAAUACAUCUUUAAAUAAACUGAAAUGUUUUUAAGAAUAUAGCAAAAUGUCAGAUCCUGUUUUUACUCUAUAUUCUGCCUUUUCUGUAUCUUCUAAAAAACUGGUAUUUUUGUAUAAAUUAAUCUAUGUGAGGCUGAGUCUGUAAAAUUAAAAUGGUCUUCAAAGCA
Messenger RNA from Anolis sagrei ordinatus, 12153 nucleotides. RefSeq names its product MAX dimerization protein MGA (gene MGA). Gene Ontology annotation, molecular function: DNA-binding transcription factor activity, RNA polymerase II-specific; protein dimerization activity; RNA polymerase II cis-regulatory region sequence-specific DNA binding. NCBI's taxonomy places the organism in Eukaryota, Metazoa, Chordata, Lepidosauria, Squamata, Anolidae. Gene Ontology annotation, cellular component: MLL1 complex; nucleus. Gene Ontology annotation, biological process: positive regulation of DNA-templated transcription; cell fate specification; regulation of transcription by RNA polymerase II. The record is from RefSeq and is a predicted model, not a curated record.